Messenger RNA from Phycodurus eques (leafy seadragon), 2249 nucleotides. It is a transcript of the gene c18h1orf198, whose product is annotated as chromosome 18 C1orf198 homolog. The transcript has 6 exons. The record is from RefSeq and is a predicted model, not a curated record. Bases 11 to 1036 code for a protein of 341 amino acids. NCBI's taxonomy places the organism in Eukaryota, Metazoa, Chordata, Actinopteri, Syngnathiformes, Syngnathidae.
GAUAUCCAAGAUGGCGGCCGCGUCGGUCGAAGCCCACAACAUGGACGACAAGAAAUUCCAAUACUUCUCUUCCAUCAACUCCAUGGCCAAGAAAAUCAUGCAGGAGCGGGAGAAAAUAAAAAACAAGCACGGCUCGACGUGGGACAAAAUGUCGCCGCAGGAGCAGGACAACGCCAUCGACAACUGGUUGAUGGACCCGCACAUUCGAGCCCGAUACACCAUGCACCGGGUGGACCGGGACGAGGUGGUGUGCUACCCCAAGCUACUCAUCCAGACCGGACAGAAGAUCGUCCAUUUCGGGGAAGAGGAUAUUACAUGGCAAGAUGAGCAUUCGUCCCCCUUCUCAUGGGAAACCAAGAGCCAAAUGGAAUUCAGCUUGACACUGGGCCCCGACCAGGGAGUGUCCGUCUCCCAGGGGGACCCCAAACCCACAAAGACCCCGCACUCCUCUCAGCUUGGCAAGAGUGUAACCGGAGCCAAGGUGUCAGUGAGCGAGAGCAGGCGUCCAGAGGAGGAGUCCGCUUUCUGGAAGAUCAGCGCCGAGCGGUCACGACUGGAGGGUGAGAAAGCCGACUUUCAGUCGCUGACGCCCAGCCAGAUCAAGUCCCUGGAGAAAGGAGAGAAGCCGCUGCCCUCGUAUCUGCGCCAGGAGGCAUCUUUCCCCUCCAAAGAGCCGGAGUCGGACCCCCACCCACCGCCGCUGUCCAGGCCGGCCAAGCAGCGAGCGCCCAAGCCUCCAGCCCCGCAACCUCCCGUCGCUGCUCCCGCCGCCAUCUCCAUUUCGCCAAGCCCCGUUCCUCCGCUCAGCGUCACGGCGUCGGGAGCGGGCUGGGAGCGGUCGCAGAGCACCCUGCCGGUUGUCAGCUACACCGUGGAUGAGGUGUUCCCCACCCCCAGUCCGCUCGCCAAGAGCCCCGCUCUCCCUGGCAACAAGGAAAAAGAGGAGGACGCCUCGCCCGGCGGUCCUGCCUUUUCCCAGUUUAACAGCAGUAACAACAUCCUGAAGACAGGAUUCGAUUUCCUGGACAACUGGUAAACCCAGCAGCGGAGACGGGGUCGUUGGAUGACAUCACCACCACUCCACCAAUGACAUUACCAUCAUCCAAUCGCGUGCCCUGUUUUUUUUUUUUUUUGUUGUUUUUUUUUGUUUUUUUUUUUGUUCUUCUCGCCAAACACUGCCUGUCCUCUCGACUCCUUUACCGGACCGUUCCCACGCCAAUUGAAUCAGUAUCUGUUAGCUCAGUGUUUCCCAAGCUACAUAUCUUACAUUAGGGGGGGAAAAAAUCACUAAAUAUAUACUGAAAUGGUCUCGUCUCAGUUUACUCGCACAUUUACAUGCCGUGAGAUCUGUUGAACACAAAGUUAUUGUUCUGUUGGUUACAGGUUAAUUGUGCCUUCUGCCAUCUAGUGGAAGAUAAUUUAAUUCUGCUUGUCACUAUAUGUCGCUGGCAAAGAUAGAUGAACAAAGAUACAUGAAUGAUUUUUCCAACCAAUUAAGUGAAAUUGGAGAAUUUCCUGCAGCACAGUGGUUGGAAAUCCCUGAGUUAGCUUGAUUGUCGUUAGCAAGUGCCACCAUCAGCCUGCCCGUCAUUUUGUUUCUGUAGAGAGCGUUUCUCUUGAAGUGCAAAAACUUAAAAUAAAAACACGGCAACAACUUAAGCGCUCUUGUUUAGUAAUUAAUUAGCGGACUAGCACGUAACAAUUGCUUCUAGCUAAUGCAUGUAAAAAUGCCUUAAAGCCUUUGUUGUUUGUUAGCCAGAUGCUAUCUGCCGUCGUUAAUCUAAUGAGAACCAAUUUCUUUUAUAUGAAGAAAUAUGGAAACAAAAAUGUUACCACAUGAGGGUCAAAAUGGAUACAGUACAGCAAAGAGUCAUGGCAACAGCCUAAUAAACAACUCAAUGGCUUUUUUAAUUGCUAUUUUUAGCCCUCAUUUAAAUGUUACAUUGUCCUUCGUUUAGUAUUUAUCAGGUACUUUUGUAGCCUUGUGCUGACCAGUCACACGCGCGGCAGCAUCACGUCACAUGCUCAUCUGCAUCUUUUGUGUGUGUGCGCUCUGAGUGAUACACAAGACAUCUUUUCAAAGGCGGUGUUGUGAUGCGGUGUUGUGUCCUGAAUGCCACUAGAGAACAAUUUUACUGACAUACUAAUGCACUGGUUUACAGGACCACCAUGCAUGUGUGCUUGACUUGUACGCCGUGAUUUUGAAGUCACACAUUACAAUAAAGGAAAGUUAAAAAAAAUAAAAUAAA